AUGAGCAGGUCUGCGUUAAAAAGUGUUGAUCGAUUGAGACUUGUUAUUAACACAAGCAGGAACUUUUCUAGUGAAGCCGCUGUUCUACCAAACGCUGCACCAAGACCAAAGUACACACUGGCCACAGUUAGAAGUUUUCCUUCAUUGGAACCUAAUUCUUUUAUACCAGUUUCCGCAAAUGUGUUAUCACUGCCAUUAAGAAGAGAUAUAUUGUGGCAGGCAGUAGUCUAUGAGAAUGAUAAGAGACGUGUGGGUGCGUCAAAUCCACCAGGUAGAAGCGACAAAGGGUUUUCUAGGAAGAAGUUGCUACCUCAGAAAGGUAGUGGUAAAGCCAGAGUAGGUGACGCUAAUUCUCCGAUUAGACACAAUGGUGGUAGAGCACUGGCAAGGACUGCUCCAAAUGACUAUAGUACUGAGUUAAACAAGAAAGUAUACUCGACGGCCUUCUUCACUGCGCUGAGCCACCAAUACAAGCUUGGUAACUUAUUUGUGAUAGGGAAAGAAGGUGAAAUUGCUAAAAAUGACGUGGAGAUACUAGACAUAGAUCUUGGGCAAAAACCUGUGCCUUCUGACAAGAUCAAACCAAAUAAGAUGGCGGAACUGGAGAAUGAGUACUGUGAGAUGUAUUUCAAGAAAUUCUUGGCAGAGAAUAAUCUAUUCAAACAGAGAUUACUCUUUGUCACCAACGAGCCACGAGAGAAAUUGUUACAUGCCUCUGACAAGUACAAGGACAAAAUAGAUAUUAUUCAAAAGGAACACCUGGAAGUUAACGACAUACUGAGAGCAGGUAAAAUAUACAUCGAACUCGAAGCAUUGAAGGGCAUCUCUGCAAAGUAUAUGUCUUACCUUGAGAAUUGA
Nakaseomyces glabratus is the source of this 858-nucleotide messenger RNA. It is a transcript of the gene YML6, whose product is annotated as mitochondrial 54S ribosomal protein uL4m. Gene Ontology annotation, cellular component: ribosome. Gene Ontology annotation, molecular function: structural constituent of ribosome. NCBI's taxonomy places the organism in Eukaryota, Fungi, Ascomycota, Saccharomycetes, Saccharomycetales, Saccharomycetaceae. Gene Ontology annotation, biological process: translation. The record is from RefSeq and is a predicted model, not a curated record.